Molecule: messenger RNA, 2107 nt
Organism: Eucalyptus grandis
Lineage: Eukaryota; Viridiplantae; Streptophyta; Magnoliopsida; Myrtales; Myrtaceae
Product: calmodulin-binding protein 60 C-like
Exons: 7
Coding region: 1-1881 (626 amino acids)
Biological process (GO): regulation of salicylic acid biosynthetic process
Cellular component (GO): nucleus
Molecular function (GO): sequence-specific DNA binding; DNA-binding transcription factor activity; calmodulin binding
Source: RefSeq, a predicted model, not a curated record
AUGCAUCUAUUUAUCCUUGGACUUCACCUGGCAGUAAGACUUGUCCAAGUGAGGGAAUGCAGGAUUGAUGCUAGAUCUACGGGAAUAAAUGAUGUGAGGAACUUACGGCUUCAAUUUCAAACCAAACCGUCUGAUCCUCUGUUUACUGGAAGGAAACUACAAGGAGUUGGGGGUGCUCGCAUUUCUGUUGCCUUGAUCGAUGCGAAUACAGGGGAUGUCAUUACAUCAGGCCUGGAAUCCUCCAUUAAGUUGGAUGUCGUCGUGCUUGAAGGUGACUUCAACAAAGAUGAUGAGGAUGACUGGGCUCAUGAAGAGUUCGAGAAAUUCGUGGUUAAAGAGCGUCAACAAAAGGGGCUGCUUUUGACGGGAGAUCUCCAAGUGACACUCAAGGGAGGUAUUGGGGAGCUGGGAGAACUGAUAUUUACUGACAAUUCUAGCUGGAAUAGGAGUAAAAGAUUUAGGAUAGGACUUAAGAAGGCAUCGGGUUAUUGUGGGAAUACGCGAAUCCGAGAAGCCAAAACAGAUGCCUUCCGUGUCAAGGAACAUAGAGGAGAAUCAUCCAAGAAACAUGACAUACCUGCAUUCGGCGAUGAGAUCUGGAGGUUGAAGAUGAUUGCCAAGGAUGGGAAAUAUCACCAAAAACUGAGUGAAGCCGGAAUACAUAAAGUGGGGGACUUUCUACUUCAAUUGUUUACGGACCCCAUGAAACUGAAGGAGAUUCUUGGAAUAAGCUCAAAUUCGACGAAGUGGGAUACCCUUGAAAAUCAUGCAAGGAGUUGCAAGAUAAAUUGGAAACUUUAUUUGUACUGUACUGAUGGCACGAGGAAGCAUGGUGCUGUAUUCAACACUGAUCGUCAGCUAAUUGGCCUAAUCAAAGAUAGAGUAUAUUGUGCUACUGAUCGACUUUCUGCCGAUGAUCUGGAACAUGGAGAUGCAAUCGUGAAAAAGGCCCUUGAUAACAAGAAUGAUGUUAUGGAGUUCAAUGGUGAGACCUUUUCUCCUUCAGUGCAAAAGAAGAGCUCGAGCUCCAUUCCAUGUCAAGUACUUGAAGAGCAAGUUGAAAAUCAAGGCCCCGUUCAAAGUAAUUUCGCUCCACGGAUCUGGGCUGCUCCAGGUGUUUCGGAAGCUCCUCUUGCAAAUGUGGGCUUGACUGCUGAAGAACAUGAUGGUGCAACUGCUUUGGCAUUGCCAGUACGGUUGCAAAAUACCAAUUCUGGAAAUGCCAUGAAGCUUUCGGUUGAUGAAAGUGUUCAUCUCGCUGCACGGAAGCCCAUAUCUACAGACUCCAUGAAUGUUCUAAUUCCUCAGGGAGAUAUCCAUUCUUCGAGGCAAAUGGACUAUAUGGUGAAUGAGAAUGGUCCCCCCUCUGAGCCACCCCUUGACCCAAUAUCAAGCUUCCAACAUAGCAGUACACUUCCUCAUCCUCAAGGCAAUCACGUGGUGGAAGGUUUCCAAUCAAUUGAUUCGGAUGAUAUUCUGGGGGACCGGUGUCCUGAUGACCUAGCAUCAUCUGACCUUCAGGUCUCAUCUAUAACACCUGUGAUACACAAAAGAAAGAAAAAAAACGGAAAGGUUGAAAAGUCAAUAAGAGGGGAAGAAGACCGAGAGUUUGCAGAAAGAGAAGGGAAGAGAGAAGAGAAUGACAGGGAAAGAAAUAAAAAGAAGAACAAGAAGGAGGAAGAAAGAAGAGGAGCAAUUGCCAUGGAUGUCUCAUCAAGCCGACUCAAUUGUGUUAUGCAAGGCUUAAUCUUUUGGUUAGCAGCCAAUAGAAUAAGAGUGUUAUCAAUGGAAACUUUUGGAAGUGGACUUCUUAUAAGGUUUGAGGAUACACUCUUCAAGGGAAGGCCGUAUCACCCCCAUCCUUAUAGCUUUCGGGUGUGACAUCAUCAUAUGAUGAUGGUUUUAUUAAAAAUACUAGCAAAGGUGUUAAUGCUUGGCUCAAGAUAAAGGCAGUGUUGCAGUGGGGUAUCUUCAUCAGGAAGAUGGUCACGAAGAGACAAGUUAGAAUGCUGUAGUUAGUCUAGGCUUGAUUUGAUUUGUUCUUAAUGUUGCAUUGGGUAAGAUGAUUCUCCAUUUACUAUCUAAUGGAAUUGAUGGGAUUCUUUAC